Molecule: messenger RNA, 5639 nt
Organism: Thrips palmi
Lineage: Eukaryota; Metazoa; Arthropoda; Insecta; Thysanoptera; Thripidae
Product: tRNA (uracil(54)-C(5))-methyltransferase homolog
Exons: 10
Coding region: 291-2579 (762 amino acids)
Biological process (GO): RNA processing
Molecular function (GO): RNA methyltransferase activity
Source: RefSeq, a predicted model, not a curated record
AUGUCACUCUGAAAAUAGAAUCGCAAUUUCAGUCAUGUUCUAUGUAAACUAUGAAGCUUCGUGACGAUCACUGUCGAUGUGGUCACCAUUUGUGUGAACUUUUCUGAUGUUGGCACGCUUGGAAAGCAUUAACCUGUAAAAAUGUUGUUGUUUUUUGUUGAUUUCAUGGAUGAACUAAGUUGAUGUGAGCGUCAUUAUUUGCAUUUUUAUAGUUUUGUCUGGUCUUAUUUUUUUUGUCAAUACUGCAUCAAGGUUAGAAAAGACGAUAACAUCCACAAAGUUAAGACAGUAUGGCCGCUGGUGCUGGAGAAUGUAAUACGUCCAAUGGUACUGAUCAAAAUCAAACCAAAAACAUGGUGAAUGGAAAGGUGCCUGCCAACGCUGUGGUAAAUCUUAAGGCAAAGAUAACAGGCCUUCCGUCAUCAUACUGCCUUGAGGAUUUUAGGAAAUGGUUAUGUGAAGAGCUACAUGUAACUUUUGCUGAGUUGUCUGUGUUACCUUCAGCAGCGAACAUUGUAGUAUUAACUUGUUCUGAAGAAGAACAACUAAAACUUGCAAUUGAGUCCAUCAGUAAUCAGAAAUGGCGUGGAAAUGAAAUAUCGUGUGUUAAAGCAUCACCUUCAGAUUUUAAACGAAAACCCAAUGAUAGGCUUGUAGAUGAAGCUGGUGGUAAGAAACCUAGACACUUAACACCUAGAGAAAAAGUUUUCAGAUUCAACUGUUCAAACCAACAUUUACCCUACAAGGACCAGAUAUCACAACUUUUUGAAGAAGCCAGAAAUGGAACAAGACAUUUAGGUGAAGUACUAGUUUCACAUAAUCCGGAACUUGUUGGAUGGUGGCACAAUCAACUACAAAAGCACAAGGGUGAUGCACUACUCUUGCAAAAAGUAGUUGGUUCUCCUGUUGUAGAUGGCUAUCGCAAUAAAUAUGAUUUCAAAAUAGGUUUAGAUCCAGAUUCUAAGGAACCAGUGGUUGGUUUAAAACUAGAUUACCAAUCUGAUUUUGCCAUUUCUGUGAAGCCUGGUGAUGAAUUUAAGCAAUUCCCUGAAAGCAUGAAAAAUGUAAUUCAAGUUUUUGACAGUUACAUUAAGGCCUCAGAACACGCUCCAUCCACUUCUACUUCUGGCCACUGGCGUAAUGUUGUUGUUAGAGUAGGUUCAAAUGAGGAAAUCUUGGUCAUGGUGGUUUUUCAUCCAAGAGAGCUAUCCCCAGAAGCUGUUGAUGCUGUUAGAGCAGAUCUUGUAGAUUUUUUUGUGAACCGAGAGGGCAAAGGUUGUGGUGUUGUCUCUCUGUUCCUCAAGUUGUAUUCGUUGUCUGUUGACAAAAACUGUCCAGAGUCUGAAAAACCGCCUGAAAAGUUGUGGGGCAAGGACUAUAUUGAGGAUGUCUUGUCUGACUUGGGUGUUUCCUUUGUCAUAAGCCCAACAAGCUUCUUCCAAGUCAACAAGAGUGCUGGAGAAAAAUUGUACAGUGCUGUUGCUGAACUUGCUCACAUUGACUCAGACACAAGCGUUGUUGAUAUUUGUUGUGCAUCUGGUGGAAUUGCUCUCACUCUUGCUAAGAAAGCCAAAGAGGUGUUUGGAAUUGAUGUUGUGGAAUCAAGUGUUAAUGAUGCUAAAGUUAAUGCAGAAAAAAAUAAUGCAAGCACAUGUGAGUUUUUGACUGGCCGUGCUGAAGAAGUGUUACCUUCAGUUCUCAAAAAGGCUACAGGGAAGAAGAUAGUAGCAGUGGUAGAUCCACCAAGAGAUGGCUUAGGUCCUACCUUUGUAGCUGAGCUACGGAAAUGCCAGAAAGUGUCGAAGGUUGUCUACAUUGUCUCCAGCCAACGAGUGAUUCACAAAAACUUCAUGGAGUUUGCUGCGCCAGGCUUCUUCACGAAGCAGCCCAGCAAGCCCUUCGUCCCGGUGCGGGUGAUCCCCGUGGACCUGGCGCCCCACACGCUGCACUGCUGCCUGGUGGUCCUGCUGGAGAGGGUGGACCCCCUCAAGUACGACGUGCAUGGCGCCAUGGGGCCGAUGGCAGGGCCUUUGCCGCUGCCCGUGCCCCCCAUGAUGGGGCCGGGACCACCGAUGUGUUCGCGGCCCCCCAUGGGUCCCUGUGGUCCAGGACCGCGCGGCCCCAGGCCCAUGGGGCACCCUCCACUGGGCCCGCCUCCCAUGGGCCCGCGGCCUGGGCCCCCGCACGCCCGGCCUGGCCCUGGCGGGCCCAGAGGCCCCCUCGGCGGCCCCAGGGGCCCCGGCCCGAGACCCGGCUUGGGACUGCGGGGCCCUCCCGGCCCCAGCGGCCCCAGGCCUCCGAUGCGCCCCUUGGGGCCCCCGCCGCCGUCUCUUGUGCGCGGUCCCAGGCCGCGACCACCCCCACCCCAGGGUGGUCCACCUGUGGGUCGCGGCAACGGGCGGGGGAGCGCCGCUAUGCCUCCCCUGCCCCCCCUGCCCCCCAUGCCCCCCAUGCCCAGGCCCAGGCACAUGGGCGGAGACAACUUCUACCAGGACGACCCUCUGGACGGAUCUUCAUUCUUUGGACCAGAGGACGACGUGCAGCCACCGCUACCUCACCAUCAAAGUGUGUUCUGGUAAAUGGCUUUGGCUAGCGUAUUCGGAAUUAUGUAUUGUUAUUUUGAUCACAAAUAAUAACAAUCGGUUUUUAAAUGAAUUUAGUUAAAUUUGACGCAUGUGACUCACUAGAGUGUGUUAAAGUUUGCCUUAGAUGUUUUAUUAUUAACUGUGAACAUUGUUACAUUUUGCAAUGGAUUUGAUUCAUAAUAAAUCUGAAUUACUGAGGAUUCCAUUCACUGAAGUUUUUUUAGUAGUCAAUAUCUCAAGUUAAAUAAUUUUAAAAUCUGCCAUAAAACUUACAAGAAAAUAGAAAAAUGUCAUUUAAAUGAAUCCGCUCAUUAGUUCAACCUAUUGGUAGGUUAUUGAAUAGGGGUUAAAAAAUGGGCCAAGACUUGAAACCGUCAAACAUGUUCCCUAAGGGCUAUGUAUAAAGGUAUUUUAAUGAACACAAGCAGGUUUAGUUUGUUCCAUUAGAAUACAGUAUUUUAUUUAAGACCUAAGUAUUAAGUAUUAAAUAUUACAUAUUUUAUGAGGUUGACAAAAUUGAUUUCUGGUUUUAAUGUUGACACUCGGAAACCAAAUGUUAUUCUGUCCCAUAGAAAUGUUGUCAAAGGGACCAUUUUAGAGUCUUAACAUUAAGUUGCAUUGCAAUCAGCUCCCACAUCUUGACUAACUGCUAGACUAUGCAGUCUAAAGCUAUUAUCCAAAUCUCAUAAUAGAAAUAAUGUUGAAGUUUUCUCACUGUUGGAAAUGUGGAUCAGUUAAACUUUUGCAGUUGAAUCUUCCUUACUCGCACCAGAUUGUUCACCUUCCAAAAUAUUUUGCUGUUAUCUCUUUUAUGUCUUGUUGCUGUUUUUCUUUUAAAGAAGUUAUAUUGUCUGGUGCUUUUAAUGGCUGAGCCAACCAUGGUUCACACACUUUGAAAGGCAUUUGUUUACAUUGGCAAAAAGUGGAGUGCAGGAUUUGUCCAUAUCUUAAAACACAUGGCAUGGUUGCCUCAAAAAACAAUAACGCUUAGGCUUCAAUAACAGCUGUGAGAAUAUUGACAUUUGCACUGUAAACAUACAUAGCGCCGAAGACAUAAUUAAUGCCUUGGAAUUUCGUUGGUCACAGGUGUGACCGGAAUAUUGGGAAUAUUUUUCUACAGAAUUUGAGCAUCUGUUAUGUGUGUUUUGAGCUUUGGCCUAAUUUUUCAGUCAACUCUUGACAAAGUAAGCUCUUUCAGUUCAAAGUGCCUGAAUUGUAGGCCACCCUGUAUGUGAGCACAGUUGUUUUAUCUCAAUCAUGUUUCAUUGUAUUUCUGGCAUCACAGGUUUCUCUUUUGUACUCGAGUCUUAUCUUCUGCCAUUAUUAUUUUACGUACAUUUAUUUUUGUCAGGAGCGGAGUACAUGUGGAUGACAAUGACUCCUCUAUUUUGACGCUGUUUCAUUCAUUCAGAAUAUUUUGCCACAUUCAAAUGGCAUGCAAUUAGUGUGGCUUUCUAGUGUGACAGUUGUUUCUGAAGAUGAUUAAGGCAUGAGAAAGAUGAUAAAGGUCAAUAAUGCAUAGACUCCUAAUCAUGUUGUGUGAAGUGGUUAUCAAAGAAGACUGUUUAAACAGUCGUUCAUAAAUAAAAUCUUUGGAUAUUUGCUGUAAAUUUCUCAUUCCUCUUCCUUUGCUCUCUGAGAUUACACAUGUAGUCCACAUAGUUAACCAUGUUCUUCAUUUGAUUAUUGCUUUUAUUUUCUUGUUAAAGGUCCCAAGUUCAAUCUUAUUAAAGUGACAUUGGCCUUAUUCAUGAGUACUCAUUUUCAACUAAACAUUAGAUGAAAUCGUAAGACUUGUCAAACAUGUAUAUGUAAGACUUAUUUCUAUGUAAGAUGCACAACAGUCCGUAUACAGUUUCUCUUCAUGACAGAAAGUGAUGGUCUUGACAAAGAAAUAUCAUACUGACGUAAAGUCGAUCAAGGUGCUGUGUUGAAUCUCCUAAAUAAUUAUUUAGACGUUUUCCUCGGAUUAAAAUACCUAUUAUAUGUUUGAACCAAGUAUUAACAUUCCAAAUUAGAAAUUAAAGUUGGAUAUGGGUAUCAGCCUCUAUACCCUGUUGAAUAAACCAAUAGAUGAUAUGAAAAGCCAGAAAAGCUCCUAUUGUAUGUGGAUUUGGAAAUUGUGGAGGAAUCUCUGUGAAUCGGCGAGCAUAUUGGGAUAUUAGCUGAAGCUAAAAAGAAUCUCCUACUUGGGUUCCUCUAAAAUUGAAAAAAGGAAACUUUCACAUAAUUUUAAAAAAACUCAAGUAUGUAUGUUAAUAAACUUUUAAAUUAAUCUGUUCUUGAGGAGACUGUAGUUUGUCUAUAUGAUCUUAUGGCAAGAGUACAAAUUAUGUCUAUACUCUGUGGUGAGUACCUCUUGUUUUUUGUUCUGUCACAAUAGUUGUGCAUAGUGACCAAGAACCUAUGGAAGUACAAUCUGUCCCAAAUAUGUUUGUGAUUUAUGCUAAGCUUGUUAUACCUGAGAUUUGAUGUUAACUCACAGCUCAUAUGUUAGUGAUUAUGUUGUACUUGUUAUAAUUUUUGCAGUAAGAGACAAUAAUAGAACAUGAAUGGUGUGUAUAGUAUGUCCUUUGAACUGAAUAAAUCGCCUCAUGAGUCGUUUUUGGUUACCAGGUUGUAACUCUUCUUUGCCACACCGAUAUUUUCUUUGUUUUGGUUUUCAUUGUUGUUAUGCUUCAAAUCAAUUUACAAACACUUCUCUUGUCCCAUUGAAUGCAUUCUCCACAUGUCGUAGCAUGAUGUUAUACUAAAUGUACAGUGUUUUUCUUAGUAAUGAUCAUCUAACAAAUGUUGUAUAUUUUGAUAUUCAUUAUUUUGACCUGUUGAUUUUGUCCUUAGUUAAACCAAGACCUGUAAGCUCAUAUGAAAUUCGGAUGUCACACUAUUACAAUUUUGUUUAUGAAUCAUUUAUAUUGUCUUUCACUUUACAGAUGCAUUUUUUAUUUUGUUAGCAUAGUUUAUCUUUACCAGUUCGGUAGCUAUUUAAUGAGACCAUUGAAUAGUGCUAAAAUGUGGUGUCUUUACUAACAAAUAAUAAUCGAUGUGAAAAGA